UGCACAUAAUGUUCUACCAUUUUGAUUUCCAUGACAUAAGGAUACAUAUACGCGUUUGUCAUACUAUAACUGUGUAUCUGUAUACAGUGUUUUUUUUUAUUACUGUUUUGAUGUUCUUAUAUACAUGAACAAGGCAAGUAUGAAGACAUUAAUUUUAAGAAAUUAUAAUUAUUUACAGAACAUUUUGCACAACAUGUCAAAUUUAUACAAUAAAUGGUUGAUUCUUUUAGUGUGAAAGCUAAAAUACACAGGGUGACAAAUAAUAAGGUAUUCCUUUUAGACAAGAAAUUCAGUUUAAAACUUAAAUGCAAAAGGUAAUGGACAAAAACUAUUAUCUUACAAUGUUUUAGUUUGGUGAUAUUCUGAUCAAUAGACGCCACUGUAAUCCUUGAGGCCGCUGUAAUUAAUCCUUGACGCCACUGUAAUCCUUGACAUAACUGUAAUCCUUGACGCCACUGUAAUCCUCGGGGAAUGAAUAAUUAUGUAUCAGAUGCAUUCUAAUUUUAGAUACGUUGCAGUUUGCCUUCAUCUGUUGAUCAUUUUUGACGUCACUUGGGGUGAUUCAAGUAACAACGCAUCCAGUCCAGAUCAUAACAUCAAUGACGGAAAUAACACGGUCGAAUAUGACGUGUAUGACGUCAUUGGGCUACGUUGUUGCCCAGGAAGUAAAUGUUUCCCAUCGCAGAAGGACUUGUCUGAUCUUCAUAAUUCACUCUCUGGAAGGGUAAUUCUACCAGAUUUUACUGAAUAUUUCGAACAGGCAUAUAUGUAUAAUAGCUACGAUCAGAGAUAUCCAAGUAUCAUUGUUAUGGUACACUCAAAAGAGGACAUCCAGAAAGCUAUCAUCUUUGCCAGGAACUUUAAUCUACAUGUGACGAUUAAAAGUUCAGGAAUGCAAAGUAGAUCAACAUGGGAUGGUAGCUUCAAUAUCAAUCUGUCUGAAAUGAAAAACUACAGUGUCAACAUAGAUUCAGACAGACAUCCCGACGGCGAAAUCAAAUUACAGACGGGACUGACAUGGCUGGAAGUGUAUCAUUUGCUUGAUCAAUAUGAUAGAGUGGUUGUUGGAUCAUUUGAGAAAAAUGGGCACGUGAGCGGAUUCACUCUGAGAGGUGGACACAGUCCACUUUCUAGGAUAUAUGGAUUAUCAGCUGAUAACGUACUAGAAAUUCAGGUAGUACUGGCUGACGGAAAAGUAGCAACAUGCACAAACAGUUCUACUGUAUUUGAAGAACAUGAUGGCUCCAUCACUACGGUAGAAGACGGAGACCUGUUCUGGGCCAUGCGUGGAGGUGGAGCAGGAACAUUCGGUGUAGUUGUAUAUUAUGUGUAUAAACUACACAAGCUACCAGAGAGCAUGGUCUACAUCGAUGUGUUAUUUCUAUUAAAAGUAGGUUUACUAGACUCGAGCGUUCCAGUUCUGCGCUUUAUAAACACCAUUAUCACCUCAUUACCAAGUAAAUGGGGAGGUUACUACACUAUUGCCAAUUCGAAAAAUGUAUUUGAAGGAAACAUCGAUGUCAAUGGUGUUGCUGUGCUCGUACUUAUAAAAAUGGCACCAUGGGACGGGUCUGAAGGUAGCGUGGUGAGAGACCUUCUUGCUCUUCUGCAACUUACCUUCAAUGACGUUCAAAUGGCUAAUUACACACGCUUUAUACAGAUGAUGCAGGACAAUAGUACUUGGUUUGCGGACAGAUUUUACCGCGUCGGUAUCAUGCUACAACCAGAAAAAGUAACAUCUGACCUAGUAAACUUUUACAUACAAGAAUGUUUUGGGACUUUCGACCGAUUCAAUUUCAGCUGCGAUGGAGUUUUGACAGGAGGUGACUCAUCAACAUUCUUCCAAACUUCCACACCCCUUCAUCCGGGUCAUAGAAGUGCAAUUACAGAUCUGAACUGUUAUGUGCAUGUAAGGGUCGAUCAGCCAUUUUUAAAGCAGUCUGCAGAUGAUGACGUCAUUAUUCCUGCUGUAAACAGAUUGAACGCACGCCUUCGUAAAUUUGGAAAAGGCCUUAGUUUUGUAAACAUCGAAAAGAACAAUCCAAACUGGAAAGACGACUACUGGGGGGAACAUUACAACAGACUGCUUGAAAUCAAACGUCGUUAUGACCCUGAAAACUUUUUAACAUGUUAUCAUUGUGUAGGGUCAGAAGUAAGAGGUAUUGUCAUACCGAACGAAAUUUCAGCUGGGUUCAAGUACACAAAAAGCUACUGGUUCCUAUCAGUUAUCAUACUACGAGCAAUCUAAAACGACAGUUUGUGCAUUGAGUUGCUUGGACACUUCAAAAAUAGAAAAGACAUGUGAAAAGCUACUGAAACAUACUGUACAUACACGUAACCAAAACCUUAAUUAAACGAAGGCAGGUGGUGGCUAUUUAAAUAUUAAGACACAAGUUUCAGAUACAUAGACAGUUUUCAAAACACGAUAAAAAGAAUUUAUACUUACUUGAUACGAAAAACACACAGUUGUACGAAACUAUUACUCCUUGCCCCAAUUUCACGAAAAAUCUUAAGUAAUUACUUAGUUAAGUCUGUUAUUUCAAGUGCUUGUUUUUGCCCUUUAUGCGUCUUCUAUGUUGCCUUUUCACUAUAUCAGAAUCGUAUGUGACUAUUUCAUUGAUAAAAACACAACAAUUCUGAAUUUUACAGAAAAUGAAGUAUAAAAAUAAGAAAUAUACUUAAGCAAAUAAUUAAGUUCGUUAUAUUGUGCUUAAAUAGAAAUAUCAUAUUUGCGUGAGUGAAAUAAUUACUGCAGACAAAUAUUACUGACCAUAGUUUAAUUCAGCUAUAAAUACAUUGGUAUGGAAAAAAAUCAACAUUAAAUAACAACAGCGUACGCAAUAGCAUGAUUUUAAAAUAACAGACUUAACUAAGUAAUUACUUAAGCUUUUUUGUGAAAUUGGAGCCAGAUGUUCUAAUGAAGGCACUGGCCUCCCAAAACUCCCCGAAGCGAUUAUUUCCCUUUACGGUACAUUAAUCACUGCAAUCAUGAGUUCUUUAAACAGAUCUGGUUAUUCUUUUUUAAAAUUGCAUUAUUCGCAUCUAGAUGGUAAUAUUCGCGCACAUAAUUGUUCAAAUAACAAACUGAAGUGAUUUUCUUUUGUGAAAAUAUCUAUUGGACGUUUGACAAAGGAAACAGGCUGCCGAAAAUCGUUGCUUUGGCGUCUCCGCUAUUUUGCAGUAUUUUGUGACUUUGAAGUUUUUCUCAUCGUCACGUGGUAUCUUGUGAAUGUGGCGGUUAUAAUGAACAAAAGGGAAGGUAACCGCUGUGAGGAGCUUGUUGCCUCCCUUUGCCUUGUUUCAGACCUGUUAUAUAUAUAUUUAUAUAUAAUUGACUUCUGCUAUGAUUAGAGCUUUAAUUGUACUUUUUAAUUUUAUUAUGUUUAUAACAAUUUCCAGGUGAUGUCGAUGACGUUAGACUUGCAGCAGGAAUUAAAAGACUUCACUGUUGUUAUUGUAUUUUUUUAGGUAAAUUACGUCCUGCCAGCAUACACAUCUUCGCUGAUAUUCUUUGCCUAGUUCGCCGCCUUGCAUGUAGAUUAUGUUUAAAAUUGACGAAAUAUUUUAUGUGACGUCAUGAUCUAGGACUGUAUUUAUUUAUCAUACACCCUUCGUUGAAUCUAAACAUUUUCAUCCUGUUGUUAAGUUUCUUUUGCACAAAUGAAACGUCAGUUAACCACAUAACGCAACUGCCUUCGAAAGGAGCGGACAUGCAGGGUAAAACAUUUAGUCAAGCUUAUAUUAUAUUUAAAUUCAUCAUCGACACUACACGGUAUAACAUCUAUAGUAUAUUGUAUUAAGUAGACAUAACAGCGAAAGACAUCCGUUCUAGAGGAACAACAAUUUACUUUUUCUACAUAUGCUCCAAUGUGGUAUUAUCUUCGUACUCCACUCUGUCCCGCCCUGUCCCUCAUGAUACUAGUAUAUUUAUAGAUCAUUUCACGAAAAUCUUUGUGUUUAGAGAAAAGAAAAUCGAGAAUUCGCACAGAAUACAUGCGACAGAAAAUUGUCCGACAAAUUCUUCCAAUCUGCUAUCAGUGCCACACAAUUGAACUCGCCCACUACCAAACCAUCUUAAGCCUGCCUGCUUAGCUCAAUAGGGAGAGCGCAGAUCGGGUCCGUGAGGUCGAGCCCUGGCCGAGGCGUAUGUUUUUCGUGAGGAUUUGAUAAAAGACAUCGUGUCUGAAAUCAUUCGUCCUUCACCUCUGAGUCAUGUGGGGAAGUUAGCAGUUACUUACGGAGAAAAGGUUUGUACUGGUACAGAAUCAAGGACCACUCGUUAGGUUAAAUGCCCGCUGUUACAUAAUUGAAAUGGCGUUAAACCCAAACCUUCUUAUUUGUCAGACCCAUGCGUGGUAGACGUUCCUGGCUCAGAAUUGAAAACAUAUCCACAUAGAAUACAAUUCACCCGAUUUAGUGCAGUUUAUCUCGCAGUGAUUUGUUUCCAUCUUUCAAGUCUUGGAUGUCUUGUGUUUCUUGCAUUUAAUUAUAUCAGUUUUACUGUCAAUUCUUGUUUUUCACUUCCUUACACUUACACAUCCCGUCUUUGUUUCUUCUCCUUUUUGUCUUGAUUUUGUCAUGUAUUAUGUCCCUUAUAAACGCCCUAUCAUCUCUUCUUGAGAAUUUUAGCGUUUAUAAUAGAGUUAUAGCCCUUGAAAUAGCCAAAAUAGUUGAUUUUUUGUUUGUGAUGCUCAUAGCUCAAAAAGUAUAUGGACUUCAACUUACUUUAUAUUUGCCAUUACCUCUACUGAAUUCUUUAAACAUUUAUGCAUGAAUAUUUUAAAUUGUAAAAAGCAAGUGUACUUUUAAGAUACAAUAGCUAUUUUAAUAUUUGAAAAAUAAAUGUGUAAAUUGUUUACAAAUGUAAAGUGCUUUGUCUAGUUACAUUAAACGUUUUUGUAGGAGAUGAGACUUUAUCUGGUGUUAAUGUGUCUGUUACUUAUUCGCAUUUGAAUAAGGAAUAAGUAACAAAAAGUACCUAGUUACUUAUUCCUUAUUCGAAAAAGGAAUAAGGAAUAAGUAACCAACUUUCUCGUCAUGUGUUAAGAACACGUUUUGUAGGUGUUAUAGU
This is a messenger RNA of Mercenaria mercenaria, 5071 nucleotides long. RefSeq lists its product as uncharacterized. The record is from RefSeq and is a predicted model, not a curated record. Lineage: Eukaryota; Metazoa; Mollusca; Bivalvia; Venerida; Veneridae. The transcript is spliced from 5 exons. The coding region runs from base 482 to 2248 and encodes 588 amino acids. Gene Ontology annotation, molecular function: FAD binding; oxidoreductase activity.